AGUGUUGACAGGCAAAGAAGGUUCUAGGAUCGUCUUAUUAAGAAAAUUAUAAACGGAAAAAUGAGGAUUAUGCUGUGGUGUUUGACUCUAAUUCUUUUCAGCUUUAUCGAAUCUCGAUCAGAGCGUUUACAGGUGUUUGGUCCAGAAGAGCCUCUUGUUGCUGUGGUUGGUGAAGAUCUGGUUCUGUUCUGUUUCAUCAAACCCAACACCAGUGCUGUGGACAUGACAGUGGAGUGGUUCAAACUAUAUGUAGAAGACUCAUUAGUGCAUCUCUAUAGGGAUCAUAAAGACAAAAAUGAAGAUCAGGCUCAGUCCUAUAGAGGAAGAACAUCACUGUUUAAAGAGGAGCUACAGAAAGGCAAUGUUUCACUCAAACUCUCAGAUCUCAGAGUCUCUGAUGAAGGAGAAUAUAAGUGUCUUGUUGAGGACAAUUCCUGGUAUGAUGACAUCACUGUGAACGUCAUUGUGGAGGCUCAGGGAAGCCACCCAGUGAUAAUGAUGGAGAGUUAUGAUAACUCAGGAGGGAUUAAUCUAGUGUGUGAGUCCAGAGGCUGGAACCCUGAACCUGAUGUUCUGUGGCUGGACAGAGAAGGAGUCACUUUGACUGCUGAAGAUACACAGACACACAGAGACACUGAGGGCUUCAGUGUGAAAAGCCGCAUCACUGUUUAUGAUUAUAGUGACUCUAACAGUUUUUACUGCAAACUUCAGCAACAUCAUCACAUGAUGGAGACAGAAAUUAUCAUCAGUAGUAAAGUCUUUGAUGCUUGGAAGUGGAUUGUUGGGAUUUCAGUUUCAGCAUGUCUUAUUGCUGUUGGAUUGAUCGUAACUGCAAUUGUUUGCAAUUAUCACAAGGAAGAGAUAAAGAAGGAGAAGCAGUCCACAGAACUGCAGAGACAGCGUAUGGAAUAUGCCUUUUUAAAGAAGAAGCAGUAUGCAGUGGAUAUGACUCUGGAUCCUGAUACAGCUCAUCCUGAUCUCAUCCUGUCUGCUGAUGGAAAACAAGUGAGAGAUGGAGACGAACCACAAAAUCUCUCUGAUACACCAAAGAGGUUUGAUGCAUGUCCAGGAGUUCUGGGAAAGCAGAGUUUCUCCUCAGGAAGAUUUUAUUAUGAGGUGCAGGUCAGAGGGAAAACUGACUGGUCAUUAGGAGUCGUGAGAGAGAACAUUAACAGGAAGGGGAAGAUUACACUGACUCCUCAGAAUGGAUUCUGGACUGUGGUACUGAGGAAUGAGAAUCAGUAUAAGGCUUGUGCUAGUCCCUCUGUUCCCCUCACACUGAGAGAGAAGGUGGAGGUUGUGGGGGUAUUUGUGGAUUAUGAGGAGGGUCUGGUCUCCUUUUAUGAUGUGAAGUCCAAAUCUCAUAUCUACUCUUUCACUGGUCAGUCUUUCACUGAGAAACUCUAUCCAUAUUUCAGUCCUUAUUUACAUUAUGAAGGUACAAAUUCAGCACCACUGAUCAUCUCUCCUGUAUUUAAGACUGAAUAAAUUUAAACCUCACAAAUUUCAUUCUUGAAUAAAUGUUGAGAAUAAUUUCUGUUUAACUUUACAAAUACAUAUUCUCAUUUAAAAUGUUUUAACUUACACCUGUAAUCCUACAGUCUGUUAUUAAUGACUAUUAUUCUUCAUCUUUACAAAUCAAAUAUCAAGCUCAAGAUACAGUUUACACUGAACAUUACUGCAGAUUUUAAUAUUAUCACCGUUGUCUUUUGGCUGCUCCCUGAUCGGACACCACAGCGGAUCAUCUGAUCCAUAUCUCUUAUUUGUUUUUACACUAGAUGCCUUUUCUGAUGCAACUCAACCAUUUUAUCCAGGCUUAGUAAGAGCACUGAGCCCUCAGUGGAUGGGUUGGUUUCCUGGUUCUGGGUUCUGGGUUCUGAGAACUGAGUUACCUGGUACUGGUGGAAAGGGAGUUUUCUCCAUAUAUUACAGUAUACUAUACCUGAUUUGGCUUUGAACUACAACAUGGAUGAUGGCAAUCAAUGUCUCAUCAUGAACUCUAUCAUUUUCAUCCAUAUGCUUUAAUGUUUAAAAAUAUAGGAGAAAGAGAUGUCACUAACACAAUCGGAAAGCAGCUCAGACUUAAAACACAACAGUGAUGGUGGUAAUCUGUCUGUUUUAUUAACUCAUUUCAUCACAUUUCACCCUAGUGGCAAAGCUGUGGGGAAAUGGAUGGGUUUAUGUGGACCGAACUAUUUGGAAAACUGGCUCAUGUAAGAAUCCACAGUGAGUGAAUAUAAUAUCAUGAAAUGUUUGUAUGUUAAGUUGCAGAACUGUAGUACAUUGAGAAAUGCAUGGUGCAAAUUUUACCAUAGAUUGACAUCUUGAUCCAAGAUUGCUGCAUGGCAGUAGCAUGCAACGGCCACUCCUGAUACAUUAUGGUGCUAUUUACGUUUUUAUUUACAUUUUUUAGCUCUGUCUUUGUUUUAUGUAGCACCGUGGUCCUGGAGAAAUAUUGUCUCAUAUCACGGUGUACUGCAACAGCUAUAUAUGGUUGAAAUGACAAUAAAAGCUUCUUGACUUGACUUCUUGACUUGAUGUCAGUUAACAAAAACUAUAAUUGUUGUAUUUCAUUGCAUUAAAAAAUAAUGGGAUACUUCAGGGAAA
Tachysurus vachellii is the source of this 2607-nucleotide messenger RNA. Its product is annotated as butyrophilin subfamily 2 member A2-like. The transcript has 9 exons. The record is from RefSeq and is a predicted model, not a curated record. Gene Ontology annotation, molecular function: protein binding. Bases 61 to 1488 code for a protein of 475 amino acids. Lineage: Eukaryota; Metazoa; Chordata; Actinopteri; Siluriformes; Bagridae.